GGUCACGUGAUUAGUAGCCCAGCCGUUAAACCGACCAAGCUCGAGCUCACCAGCGCGCGGGGUACAAAAGGCCCCGGAUGAUCGGUUGAGCUGUGCAGACCAACCAUUCAUCUGGGCAGAAAAUGUUUUCAUGGCUUUAAAACUGUGGCACUUUAAAUUGACAGUAGAUAAAAGAAAAUCCCAGCUGUACGUCAACAAAGGGGGGAACCCAUUCAUCUGCUCAGGCAGUGGGAAUGAAUUCAGUCGGGUCAUCUCAACUGAAGGUACAUCAGCAAGUUCACACUGGGACAAGGCCAUUCCCCUGUUCUGUGUGUGAGAAGGGAUUCAGUCGGUCUUCCCACCUGUGGACACACCAGUCAGUUCACAUCGAGCAGAGGCUGGUCAUCUGCUGAAUUUGUGGGGAAGGUUUCACUCGGUUAUCUGACCUAAUGGCUCACCAGCGAGUUCACACCGGGGAGCGGCCGUUCACCUGCUCAGACUGUGGGAAGGGAUUCAGUAAAUCAUGUAAACUGAAGGUACAUCAGCGAGUUCACACUGGAGAGAGGCCGUUCACCUGCUCAGACUGUGGGAAGGGAUUCACUGUGUCAUCUCAGUUACUGAGACACCAGUCAGUUCACACCGGGGAGUGGCCAUUCACUUGCUCAGACUGUGGGAAGGGAUUCACUCUAUCAUCUGCACUGAAGGUACAUCAGCGAGUUCACACUGGGGAGAGGCCGUUCACCUGCUCAGACUGUGGGAAGGGAUUCAUUCAGUCAUCUCAUCUGAAGGCACACCAGCAAGUUCACACCAGGGAGAGAUCAUUCACCUGCUCAGACUGUGGGAAGGGAUACACUUGCUCAUUUAAUCUGAAGGUACAUCAGCGAGUUCACACUGGGGAGAGGCCAUUCACCUGCUCAGUCUGUGGGAAGGGAUUCAAACUGUUCGCUCACCUACUGACACAUCAGCAAGUUCACACCAGGGAGAGACCGUUCACCUGCUCAGACUGUGGGAAGGGAUUCACUGAGUCAUAUCAACUGAAGGUACAUCAGCGAGAUCAUACUGGGGAGAGACCUUUCACCUGCUCGGACUGUGGGAAGGGAUUCACUCAGUCAUAUCAACUGAAGGUUCAUCAGCGAAUUCACAGUGGGGUGAGGCCGUUCACCUGCUCAGACUGCGGGGAGGGUUUCACAAAGUCAUCUGCUGUACUGAGACACCAGUCAGUUCACACUGGAGUGAGGCCAUUCACCUGCACAGUGUGUGGGAAGGGAUUCACUCAGUCAUCUGCUGUAUUGAGACACCAGUCAGUUCACACUGGGGAGAGGCCAUUCACCUGCUCAGUGUGUGGGAAGGGAUUCGUAGAGUCAUCUCAACUGAAGGUACAUCAGCGAGUUCACACUGGGGAGAGGCCGUUCACCUGCUCAGACUGUGGGAAGGGAUUCACUCGGUCAUCUCAUCUACUGAAACACCAGUCACUUCACACCAGGGAGUGACCAUUCACUUGCUCAGUCUGUGGGAAGGGAUUCAAUUGGUCAUUUCACCUGCUGACACACAGGGAAAUGGCCGUUCACCUGCUCUGUCUAUGGGAAGGGAUUUAUUACGUCAUCUCAACUGAAGGAACAUCAGCGAGUCCACACUGGGGAGGGGCCGAUCACCUGCUCAGACUGUGGAAAAAAUUCUCUCAGCCAAAUCAACCAAUUGUGCAUCACUGAGUUCACACUGGGGAGAGGCCGAUCACCUACUGUGAAUGUGGUGAAGGAUUUGUGGUGGACAUGGACUGUGCCUUUAAAUGAGAGAGAAAAACUGUCUGCAGUACUGCUGCCUGCUUCUUGGUUGCCAUGGUGAGAGAGAGGCGGAGUUAUGUGAUGGACAGUUCGAUGUUCACAGUUGCUUCUUGGUUGCCAUGGUGAGUGAGAGGUGGAGUUAUGUGAUGGACAGUUCGAUGUUCACAGUUGCUUCUUGGUUGCCAUGGUGAGAGAGGCGGAGUUAUGUGAUAGACAGUUCGAUGUUUACAGUUGCUUCUUGGUUGCCAUGGUGAGAGAGAGGCGGAGUUAUGUGAUGGACAGUUCGAUGUUCACAGUUGCUUGGUUGCCAUGGUGAGAGAGAGGGGGAGUUAUGUGAUGGACAGUUCGAUGUUCACAGUUGCUUCGUAGCGUGUUUAUUUAAACAAGGUCAGAUGACUCUCCCAGAGACACACAGUGGGACACCGGUUACGGCGACCAGUCAGUGAAAGGAGGCCAUGACAGAGGAGUCAUUGGGUGGAACUUUCGAGUGCCCACCCGUGGGUUGAGGAUCAAUCAGGAGAAUCGAUCAGUAGCUGUCAGGGUGUGUGGAAGGGCUGACCCUGUGGAGGCUACCGGUGUGUCUACCCUUGCCUGGGAGGUAGCUCACCCUCGAAGACGGUCCCCUUAGUGAUAAGCUGUGUUUGGCUAACUCGCGAGUGGAUUCGGGGCCUGACAACAGAAGAUCAACGGGACCUGUUUACUCGUUCUUCUAGUGUGGUUUUCACCUUGGAUUACAAAUACCUCUCUCUCUCUCUCACACACCAAUUCCAUGGAUUGAACUGAACUUCCUUGCAUUACCAUCGUAAGACUUUAACUCUUGCCACCCGAGCUUUAACAAUUUUGGGAAUUGUAUUUACACACAAAUAUAUGCAUAACAUUGCUAACUUUGAUU
Messenger RNA from Mobula hypostoma (lesser devil ray), 2652 nucleotides. Its product is annotated as zinc finger protein 229-like. Gene Ontology annotation, biological process: regulation of transcription by RNA polymerase II. The record is from RefSeq and is a predicted model, not a curated record. The transcript is spliced from 2 exons. Lineage: Eukaryota; Metazoa; Chordata; Chondrichthyes; Myliobatiformes; Myliobatidae. Bases 429 to 1469 code for a protein of 346 amino acids. Gene Ontology annotation, molecular function: DNA-binding transcription factor activity; RNA polymerase II cis-regulatory region sequence-specific DNA binding.